This is a messenger RNA of Panthera uncia (snow leopard), 3544 nucleotides long. RefSeq names its product unc-50 inner nuclear membrane RNA binding protein (gene UNC50). Gene Ontology annotation, cellular component: Golgi membrane. NCBI's taxonomy places the organism in Eukaryota, Metazoa, Chordata, Mammalia, Carnivora, Felidae. The record is from RefSeq and is a predicted model, not a curated record. The coding region runs from base 164 to 943 and encodes 259 amino acids. The transcript is spliced from 6 exons.
GCGGAAGUGGGCGCAAGUGACGCGUCGGGCCCCCAGCGCCGGCUACGUUGCGGGAAGGGAAGUCGCACCGGCGGGUGCUGGGCUGGGCUGCGGGGUUGGGCUGCGGGGCGGAGGUGGAGGGCUAGCUUGGACCCCUUGGAGGCCGCAGCAGGGCUCCAGGAAGAUGUUACCAAGUACUUCAGUGAAUUCCCCAGUGCAGGGGAAUGGAGUGUUGAAUACCAGGGAUGCAGCAAGACACACAGCUGGAGCAAAACGCUACAAAUACCUGAGAAGACUUUUUCGUUUUCGGCAGAUGGACUUUGAGUUUGCUGCAUGGCAGAUGCUCUACCUGUUUACUUCCCCACAGAGAGUUUAUAGAAAUUUUCAUUAUCGAAAGCAGACAAAGGAUCAGUGGGCCAGAGAUGACCCGGCUUUCUUGGUCCUGUUAAGUAUCUGGCUCUGUGUGUCCACCAUAGGAUUUGGCUUUGUUCUGGACAUGGGAUUUUUUGAGACAAUAAAGCUUCUCCUUUGGGUUGUAUUCAUAGAUUGUGUAGGCGUUGGUCUUCUCAUAUCAACUUUAAUGUGGUUUAUCUCUAACAAGUAUUUAGUGAAACGGCAGAGCAGAGACUAUGAUGUGGAGUGGGGCUAUGCCUUCGACGUGCAUCUGAAUGCUUUUUAUCCUCUCCUAGUCAUUCUGCACUUUAUCCAGCUUUUCUUCAUCAACCAUGUUAUCCUGACAGACACCUUUAUCGGAUAUUUAGUUGGAAAUACCUUAUGGUUGGUGGCAGUUGGCUAUUAUAUCUAUGUAACCUUCCUAGGAUACAGUGCAUUGCCAUUUUUGAAAAAUACGGUAAUUCUUCUUUAUCCAUUUGCACCUCUCAUUCUGCUCUACGGCCUGUCACUAGCUCUAGGAUGGAACUUCACGCACACACUGUGUUCUUUCUACAAGUACAGAGUGAAAUGAAAGUGGCGGUGAGACUAUCCUGUCUUCCCUGUGCAGCAGGCAGUCUUGGGGAAGUGAGAUUUCUCCUGAAACUUGUAAAUAAACCAUCUUUGUAGAUACCUUCAGGGUGUAAAGUUUGCAAGUUUGAAGAAAUAUAUAUGUUAACACUAUUGUCAAGUACAUUCCUUAAAACUAAUUAAAUGUACAUUUCUAUAAUAAAUAUUUUUUAAACUAAAGUUUCACCUGUUUUUUGAAAGAAUAACCAUUUGGAGGACAUGGGGAUAGUCAUGUGCUCCUCACCACUGUUCCAAGGUACUUAGUCUGGCCCCAUUGCUAAUGGGCUGUAUUUUAAACAUUGCUGUAGACCACACGAUCCUACUAUAACCUUCAAAAGCCUCCUCAGCCUGUAAUGUAACUCAAAUUAAAAUCCUUUACAACAUUUUCUCUACAAAAGAAACCCCAAUUAUAGUAGAUCAAAGAGGCCUAUGGUGGUUACUCUUCUUAGUGUACAUGUGACUGAACACCUGUAUCUCUUAACACUAAGGCUUUUUCUUUCUUUGAAGACCUCUCCAAAACCCACAUAACUAAAAGUAAAUAAUCAAUGUUAAAACUAAUGAUAAAAUUUGCUACUCAUUAAAAGUUUUAUCUAUUUUUAUUAGAAGAACUCUUGAAUUCAACAUGGCUUCUUCUUAAACUUCUUUAUUUCAAAUACACAUGAACGGUCGUGGCACAAACAGUGAUGAAAGGCACAGUCAACAGGACCAGUUAUUAGGUUUUCAAUUAUAGCAGCAAAUUUGAAAAUAAAUAAUCUUCCUUGAAAAAUCUAACAGGUACCUAAAAUAUUACUACAGAUAUUACCCAUUCACCUAAUGAAAACAUUUUAAGGAAAAUAUGUACAUUAAAGGAGAAAACAAAAAUCUGGUACAACCUGGAAAAGCAAUUCCUCAGGCACCUUCUCUAACAGGUGCUUCCAGAAACAGCCAUAACCUUACCGGCGUUCUCAGAAACACAUUAGUUUUUCAUUCCAUAAAUGAAACAUAAUUGUUAUGUUUAAUCAGCUGAUUUCUAAAUCUUUCUUAGAAAACAUCACUGUACUGAAAUGAAAAGUAUCAAAUCUGCUGGCAGUGCAUCUUACAGUACUGUCGGUAUCAGCCAUUUUUAAGGCUCAAAGAAUGUGUCUUCAAAAGGUAUUUUCACCCGAUUUCCAGCAAACACCGAACAUUUCAAAUAAUGGAAUGCUAAUCAAACUAAAAUACCAAACCUUUUACUCCAGGGGGAUUUGCUAAUUACUAAUCGGAAAACAACGAGGAGCAAGAGAUAUAUAAAGUAGCCUUCCUAAUGUCCAAGAUACCAUUAAAAAUUCCCCACAACAAACAAUGCUUAUUUGGAGAACAAGUUUAGCACCACUAUUAACAUUUUUACUGCAAUGUGAACAACACUGGGAAGGAUACUUUGCACAGAGUGCUUUCCAUUCAAUUCCCAGCUUAUUUUCCUAAACAAUGUUUUUCAAAUUCUCAACACACACGCGCACACACGCACGGGAGUGCCAGCUCUUUCCUUUUUGUUUCCUUGAAAAUGAUCUAGUUAGUGCCCAAAAAGGUGGAGUGUUUUAGGCAAGAAGAGUUUAUAUAUAGGUACUGAUGACAGGGAUAUAUAUAACAUCCUUUUUUUUUUUUAAUACUGUGGUAGUAGUCUUUUCAGCAUUGUUAUGUUCACAUGCAUUAAAGAAGUAAACUAAGCAUACUAGUUAUCAUGGCAUAUAUCAAGAUUAUUAAAAUUGUACAGCUAUCAAACUAAAUUUCACACACUGUAAGUAAUGCUACAUAGCUUGGAAAAGUUUCUUUUUCUAUAAAAGAAAGAGCUGGGCUAUUUGAGUUCCCUUAGAACACUUAAGAUGAUUAUGACUCCCAAUUUCUCACCUUCUGACAGUCUCAGCAUCUCAUUUUCUUCCCUUUAGCUCUGCUUUUCUUCUAUUAAGGGUAUGGCAAUAUAGUAAAAAUAAGCACAAAAAUUAAUGUACAAAAUAAAAACAAGCUUCACCAGCAAUUAAUGGCUUGGAAGCAGAGAGGUAUUUUGGACAAUAUUUGCAAAGUAUAAAAAUUUGGUUGACACCUACAGAAUUUGAUCUGUGCUCAGACAAUAAACAAGUGGGUUUAAAAAAAAUUAAGUUCUUCAGUACGGAGUAGAUUAUCUGAUCUCUUACAUAAAGGCAGAAGUUUUUUCUCUCUCCUAAUAUUUAAAAUACCACUGUCCAUCAUUCUUAAAUAGUAUACUGACAGGAUCAGAGCAGACUAAACCAGCACAAAAUAACACCUCUUCCAGGAAAAAGAUUCUAUAUACACUGGAUCCUGGUUCUAGUACGAGCACAAUACCACUCUAGCAGUUUCUUUACAAAACACUGCUAAGAUACACUGCUAAGAUGUUUUUGGCGACAAACUUCCAGUCAGAACUACUUGAGAUUCUCUGGGAGGGAAACUCCAAAGGAUGCCCAGGUAAAAGUUUGCUAGUGUAAGACUGGACCCCUGUGGUUAUCGAGAAAUAUCCAACUUAACUCCAGGCAAUCACGUAUAAAGACUUGUCACCUCUUUUCAAUAUUAUAUUCAUUUUCUACUGUGUAACAAA